AUGAUCAGCAACCCCCCAGAAGCUAGGCAGGGCAGCACCAUCCACAUCCCGAGGCAGCAGCUUCCUGAGGCUGCAGAGGGGAUUCCUUUCAGCAACUGCAACCCCCUCGAGCAGCCUCCGACUCCCCGACCACUGCCCUGCCCAGCCUCCUCCUGCCGGCCCCGCCCCCCUCACCCCUCGGCCUCCGACUCCCCGACCACUGCCCGGCCCAGCCUCCUCCUGCCGGCCCCGCCCCCCUCACCCCUCGGCCUCCCCGACCACUGCCCGGCUCAGCCUCCUCCUGCCUGCCCGGCCCAGCCUCCUCCGGCCUGCCCCGCCCCCCUCACCCCUAGCCUCCCACUCCCCGACCACUGCCCGGCCCAGCCUCCUCCUGCCUGCCCCGAUCCCCCUCACCCCUCGGCCUCCCACUCCCCGACCACUGCCCGGCCCAGCCUCCUCCUGCCGGCCCCGCCCCCCUCACCCCUCGGCCUCCCCGACCACUGCCCGGCUCAGCCUCCUCCUGCCUGCCCGGCCCCCUCACCCCUCAGCCUCCCCGACCACUGCCCGGCUCAGCCUCCUCCUGCCUGCCCCGCUCCCCCUCACCCCGCGGCCUCCCACUCCCCGACCACUGCCCUGCCCAGUCUCCUCCUGCCUGCCCCGCUCCCCUCACCCCUAGCCUCCCACUCCCCGACCACUGCCCUGCCCAGCCUCCUCCUGCCUGCCCCGCCCCCCUCACCCCUAGCCUCCCACUCCCCGACCACUGCCCUGCCCAGCCUCCUCCUGCCUGCCCCGAUCCCCCUCACCCCUCGGCCUCCCACUCCCCGACCACUGCCCUGCCCAGCCUCCUCCUGCCUGCCCCGCUCCCCUCACCCCUAG
Molecule: messenger RNA, 855 nt
Organism: Cynocephalus volans (Philippine flying lemur)
Lineage: Eukaryota; Metazoa; Chordata; Mammalia; Dermoptera; Cynocephalidae
Exons: 3
Coding region: 1-855 (284 amino acids)
Source: RefSeq, a predicted model, not a curated record